AGGGCACUGAAUAGAUGGUGCUGAAAGGAAGAGGGAAAGGAUCACCUGCAGUGAUUAUUGGCAAUAAGGCACUUACAAUGGAUGUGUUGUCAGGGCAUAUACUGGUUAAUAAGGAUGGAGACAGGCUGGACCCAGAAGAUGUUUUGCAGAAUAAGAUUGUUGGCUUGUAUUUUUCUGCUGGGUGGUGUUCUCCCUGCAAAGAUUUCACCCCAAUACUCUGUGACUUUUACAGUGAAUUGAUGGAUCACUCCCACUCACCCCCACCAUUUGAAAUUGUAUUUAUCUCUUCAGAUAAAAGUGCGGAUGACAUGGUGGAUUAUAUGAACACAAUGCACGGGGACUGGUUGGCUUUACCCUGGCAUGAUUCAUACAAGCAUGAACUAAAAAACAUGUAUAAAGUAGUAGCUCUUCCAAGACUGGUGAUUGUGAAGCCAAAUGGAGAAGUCAUUACCGACAAAGGAAGAAAACACAUAAGAGAAAGAGGGCUGGCGUGUUUCAGAUCAUGGUUGGAAGGGGCAGAUGUUUUCCAAAACUUCACUAGCAAAUAAAGGCACACUAGUUAUUUUUAUAGUUUAAACAUGAAUCAAAGUAAUAGUUUACUUGUUAUCUAUGAAUAUUUUUAUAGAAAUGUUAUUUUUGUAUGAUUAUCUACCUCUGAGUAUUGAUCUUUCUUGUCUAAAUAGAAAUGUAUGAAUCCAGGGGGGAACUUAUGUUUUAUUUUUCUAUAUCUUUGCACUGGUUAUGACCAAUGCAUUUUGAUUACAAACAGCUGACUAAACAUUCCAAAUCAUGUGUAGGUUCAUGGACAGUGUUUGGAAAUUUCAUAAAAUGUUGUUGUAUUUUUUUUUUUUUACUCUAUAGAGUGUAGUAAAUACAAAUGGUACCUUUAUGCAGUCAUAGUAAAAAGUAUAAACAAAUUGGUUUCGAUUCAAUGACCUAACUAAAUCAAGUCUAUAUAUGAAGAUACAGAAUGGUCAUUCUAUACACAGUAUGAAUAUACAAAUUCAAUUC
This is a messenger RNA of Spea bombifrons (plains spadefoot toad), 1011 nucleotides long. It is a transcript of the gene NXNL2, whose product is annotated as nucleoredoxin like 2. NCBI's taxonomy places the organism in Eukaryota, Metazoa, Chordata, Amphibia, Anura, Pelobatidae. Bases 15 to 548 code for a protein of 177 amino acids. Gene Ontology annotation, biological process: photoreceptor cell maintenance; sensory perception. The transcript has 3 exons. The record is from RefSeq and is a predicted model, not a curated record.